Messenger RNA from Drosophila sechellia, 1376 nucleotides. RefSeq names its product multifunctional protein ADE2. The transcript has a single exon. Gene Ontology annotation, cellular component: cytosol. Lineage: Eukaryota; Metazoa; Arthropoda; Insecta; Diptera; Drosophilidae. The coding region runs from base 4 to 1272 and encodes 422 amino acids. Gene Ontology annotation, biological process: 'de novo' IMP biosynthetic process. Gene Ontology annotation, molecular function: phosphoribosylaminoimidazolesuccinocarboxamide synthase activity. The record is from RefSeq and is a predicted model, not a curated record.
ACUAUGCCAAUCACAACCAUUGGAGGCUACCAAUUGGGCAAGAUCCUUAUCGAAGGCAAGACAAAGAAGGUCUACGACCUACCGGAUCAUCCAGGAUUAUGUCUGCUGUUGAGCAAGGACCGCAUAACAGCUUUUGAUGGACUCAAGGCCCACGAGCUACAGGGCAAGGCGGCUAUCUCAAACACCACAAAUGGACUGGUUUUUAGGCUACUCAAUGAGGCGGGAAUCCGAACCGCUUACGUGGAUCAGUGUGGCGAUAACGCUUUUAUAGCACGAAAAUGCAAGAUGGUGCCCAUAGAGUGGGUGACGCGUCGGUUGGCCACCGGUUCUUUCAUCAAAAUAAAUCCGGAAGUGCCCGAAGGAUAUCGAUUUGCACCACCGAAGCAAGAGACUUGCUUCAAGGACGAUUCUAGUCACGAUCCCCUGUGGUGCGACGAGCAAAUUCUCUCCUCGAAUUUUGAGUGCAAUGGCCUAAUAAUUGGCGCAGACGAAGUUCAAAUAAUGCGACACACUUCACUAGUGGUAUUCGAGGUUCUCGAAAGAGCUUGGAAAACAAGGAACUGUGCCUUGGUGGACAUGAAGGUGGAAUUCGGUGUGGACGAAGAUGGCAACAUAUUGCUGGCGGACAUUAUAGACUCGGAUACGUGGCGCAUUUGGCCGGCGGGCGACAAACGCCUGAUGGUGGACAAAACCGUGUAUAUAAAUUUGGAUACAGUAACCGAUGGCGAUUUGAACACAGUCAAGCGCAAUUAUUCUUGGGUAAUAGAGCAGCUGUCGAGCAUUGAGCCGCCCCAGAACCAUCUGGUGGUAAUCCUGGUGAGUAGUGCAAUGGAUGUGGCACAUGGCGAGCAGAUCGCCACCAGCCUUGGAUCACUAGGCAUGGAAGUGGUGCUCCGAGUGUGUUCUGCUCUCAAAAAUCCCGAGGAAGCGCUCCAAAUUGUCCGGACAUUCGAGGCGGUGAUUGAUAAUCUGGUAUUCGUGACCGUCGACGAGCGAUUAAAUAGUGUGGCCAACUUGAUUUCGGCCAACACCAGUUUUCCGGUGAUCAAUUGUACGCCCCUUAGGUCCGACACCAUGUUUCUGAACAUGUGGUCCAACUCGAAUCCAACAAGUGAUCCGGAGGCAGCUGCCAAGCAUGUGGCGUCUUUACUUGGCCUGGGAAAUUUUAUGAUUUGGUCCAAACUGCGUGUCAAUAAGCUAAACAACCAAAUCGCAAUCAAGAAAAUCGACACAAAACUGCGUAGCAUUCGUCACUCUCCCAAAUCAUCAUGAUGUAAAGUAUGCGUAGAAUACAAAGAUUUCAAUUUCAUCAGGAACUUUUUACAAUUUGCAUGAAAAUAAGUGCUAAUACAAAUAAAUAAAAAAUAAACUGAAAA